AAUAGCUUCUUUGCUAGUAAGGCACUUGUUACUAGUAGCGAUGCACUUGUUCCUAGUAGCUUCUUGUUACUAUUAGUAAGGCACUUGUUACUAGCAAAGGUUUGUUCUGGAAGAAUGCGGAUUCUGCAAAGGUGUGAUUCACAUGGCAGAUUUAGUUGAGAGGCCAGUUCCUUCGCCAACGUGUGGUUCUGUGCUUCAAACGUUUUGGCUCAAGGUGAAAAGGCCGUGCAAGGGUUUUUCUUCUCGGCCUUUCGCAAUGGAAUGAAGUCGGGCUGCGACCUCAAUGAGGUUGAAGUCUUAGAGCCGCUUCUUCAGCGAGGUGGCAAGACCAAUGGACGAAUUCUGGCCACAUGCGUGGGCUUUCUAGCAGACUCGUAUGAUCUAUUCACAAUAGACUUAGUCGUGCUGAUCCUACAACUUCAAUAUGGUGAAGAACUCAUCUCUACCGGAGCCAAAUCACUCAUGGUCAGCACGAUGCUGGCUGGAGUGGUUGCGGGGCAACUCUUUUUUGGUCUUCUUGCAGAUUGGCUUGGACGAAAGUGGGCCUUCGUUUGCACUGCAGGCCUCACCGUCCUUAGUGCCCUUGCUUGUUCAAUGUGCUAUGACAGUGGACUCCAUGGACACUUGGGAUUGCCUCUUCAACUCGCCCUGUGUCGCUUUCUUCUUGGUCUCGGUGUGGGCGGCGAAUAUCCGCUGUCUGCUACAGUUUCCGCUGAAGCAGUGGGAGAUGCGAGUGGUCGUGGCCAGAUAAUGACCUUGGUCCUGUCCAUGCAGGGAUUGGGGAUGUUGCUGGCUUCCCUUCUUGCCAUGUUUCUGGUCACUGUGGGGCUUUCCCUGGAGGCUACCUGGCGACUGCUGCUUGCGUUUGGAUCUUUUCCAUCUGCCAUUGCAUUUUGCCUACGGUGGCAUUUGAGUGAAUCAGAAGCCUUUGAGAGAUGCAAGAGCGCUGAGGUACUUUGUGAGCGGAGUCAUAGCCAGAAAGUGGUGACAACGCUGGCUUCCUGUUGGCCUUUGUUGGCAGGGACCUCCAGCGCAUGGCUUUUAAUGAACAUGUUUACUUACAGCCUGGGUUCUUUCAAGAGCAGCAUUUUUGAGACGGCCCAGUCCUCUGCAGCAGAUGAAGUCUUCCAGCAGGCACUCUUUGCUGCCCUUACGAGCUCCUUUGCAAUCAUGGGCUUCCUUGUGGGUUUUCAGCUGAUCCGACACAUGAGCCGCUAUCAGAUGCAGCUCUAUGGCUUCCUGGCCUUGUCGGUAGUGUUCAUGGUAGUGAGUGUCUGCAUGGAAUUCUGGCCGAAACCUUCGCCAACGUCUCAAUUGAUUGUGCUAGGGCUCGUGUUUUUUGGUCUGAACUCUGGACCCAAUCUCACGACCUACAUCUUGCCAGCGGAAAUUUUCCCAACAUGUGUCCGUGCGACUUGUCAUGGAAUUUCAGCUGCCAGUGGCAAGAUUGGCGCCUUCCUGGGCACAGCUGCAUUUCCGCUGGUCCAAAGAUACUAUGGUAUGACAGCCGUUUAUGCUGCAUGUGGCCUUGCGGCAGCCCUUGGGGUUUUGGUCACCUAUUUUUUGACCCCGCGACAAGUUUUGGAGCUGGAGACGCUAGACAAAGAGCCGCUUUGACAGCGCCGAGAAAAAUGGCGCAUCUCUACAGCUCUAGAGCCAGCCGCUUUGCCUUGCAAAUGUUCGGAGGUGUUCAAAAAGGCAAACCAUUGUUCAGGACUCGAGCCAUGGAAACCUUUUCAACACUGCAACCGCAACCGGAG
Durusdinium trenchii is the source of this 1760-nucleotide messenger RNA. Lineage: Eukaryota; Dinophyceae; Suessiales; Symbiodiniaceae. The record is from the annotation of a GenBank genome assembly.